UUGAACUUAGAAUCCCUCCAUUUCGAUGUAAAUUCAUGUUAUUUUCCUUGUGAAAUACUCCUAAAGAGACACCUAAUCCUAUACCACAUUAAACUCUGAGACUAAUUCAUAAAGAGACAGACUCUUGCAAUUGUUCAGACUCUGCUUUGCAAGAUUCAUUCUUUAACCUCAACGCUUUUUCGUACCUCAAAAACAGUCCCUUUCACCACAGAAACAAAAGUACAGUUCAACCGUUCAGAUUAAAUUUGAAGACAACAUCAAAUGGCCGCUUUAGGAAUGUCCAACAUAGAUUUAGAAUGCGGCUGCGCCAUCAGCGACGAAGAGGCCAGCAGCGUCUGUUUCUCCGACGCCGUCAAGGGUUCCUGCAAUUCGCAGUUUGCCUCUAAUUACGAUGAUUGCAGCUCCGCCUGUGGCUCGGAAGAUGAGGAUUUGGGGCAGAGGAAGAAUGUUGAGAGAGAUUGCCGGAUUUGUCAUUUGAGUUUGGUGAGCAGCAGCCCUAGCUCUGGGAUUGCCAUUGAGUUGGGGUGUUCCUGUAAGGAUGAUUUGGCAGCUGCUCACAGACAAUGUGCUGAAACAUGGUUCAAAAUCAAAGGAAACAAGACUUGCGAAAUUUGCAACUCAGUGGCGCGCAAUGUUGUCGGCUAUAAUGAUAUGGAGGCUGUUGAACAGGUAAAUGAGAGCAAUGCAGAUGCUGCAGCAUCUUCAGGGUCCGCCCCUUCCACUGUACAGACUCGAACUUGCUUAAAUGGUCAUCGCUUCUUAAAUUUUCUUCUGGCUUGCAUGGUGUUUGCUUUCGUCAUUUCUUGGCUUUUCCACUUCAACAUCCCAUCGUAAGUAUUCCGUAGAAGAUGAUGAGAAUCCUGUGAAGACAGAAACCGGGAUUGCAGGAUUCAUUGAGAGUUCCUUUUCCUUUUAAUUUUUUUCUUCGAAAAUAUCUUCUCAUUGUUUGUGGCGUUGAGGGAAGGGGUUGGUUGCAUAUUGCAGUGUGCAUUCGUUGGUAAAAGAUGUAAAGUUUGGCUACUGUUUUUUUUAUAUACAAAGUGUUGCAGCUGCUAA
Molecule: messenger RNA, 1056 nt
Organism: Salvia splendens (bonfire salvia)
Lineage: Eukaryota; Viridiplantae; Streptophyta; Magnoliopsida; Lamiales; Lamiaceae
Exons: 2
Coding region: 262-834 (190 amino acids)
Molecular function (GO): zinc ion binding
Source: RefSeq, a predicted model, not a curated record